AUGCACGGAGUCACACUCGCCCCGAAGAUCUCGGGCAAACACAACCCAGACGGCCAAAACGAGGCUCACGUCGAGAACCUGGCCAACGCCCUUCCCGGCCUCAACGAGAAAGAUGCCACCGCCGUCGCCCAGGCCGGCGCCUGGGAGAUUGAUGCCUUCAUCGACGGCAUGGAGCGCGAGCUCGAGGCUGCCGGUGGCCUGAAGACGGGCUUCUUCCAGCUCGAGUUCAGCGAGACCAAGUACUUCACCUGGCUCAUCGUGGCCUUUGCCUCCAUGGGUGGUCUUCUCUCCGGUCUCGAUCAGUCUCUCAUCUCUGGCGCCAACCUGUUCUUGCCUGCCGAUUUGGGCCUCACCGUCAAACAAAACUCGCUCGUCAACUCGGCGAUGCCCCUUGGCGCCGUUGGUGGUGCCAUCAUUCUCAGUCCUUGCAACGAGUACUUUGGCAGAAAGAUGUCCAUUAUUAUUUCCUGCAUCCUCUACACCAUCGGUGGUGCUCUCUGCGCCGGUGCCCAGAACUUCGGCAUGAUUGUCUCCGCGCGUGUCAUCCUGGGCAUGGGUGUCGGUCUUGAGGGCGGUACCGUCCCCGUCUACGUCGCCGAAACCGCCGAGCGAAGAAUUCGUGGCAACGUCGUCUCUCUUUACCAGCUCAACAUCGCCCUCGGCGAAGUCCUCGGCUACGCCGUCGCUGCCAUCUUCAUCCACGUCCCCGGCAACUGGCGCUGGAUUCUCGGCUCCUCCCUCCUCUUCUCCACCAUCAUGCUCAUCGGCAUGCUCUUCCUUCCCGAGUCCCCCCGUUACCUGAUGCACAAGGGCCGCACCCUCGAUGCGUACAAGGUGUGGAAGCGCAUCCGCGGCAUCUCCACGCCCGAGGCCAAAGAGGAGUUCUUCGUCAUGAAGGUCUCCGUCCUGGACGAGAAGCAGGUCGUUGCCGAGGGCGCCAAGAACAAGCGCUUCCCGUGGAUGGACUUCUUCACUGUCCCCCGCGCCCGUCGCGCCUUGGUCUACGCCAACAUCAUGAUUCUCCUGGGCCAGCUCACGGGAGUCAACGCCAUCAUGUACUACAUGUCCAUCCUCAUGCAGCAGAUCGGCUUCGACGACGAGAAGGCCACCUACAUGUCGCUCGUGGGCGGUGGCUCUCUGCUGAUCGGCACCAUCCCCGCCUGCUUCUACAUGGAGAAGUUCGGCCGCCGCUUCUGGGCGAACGCCAUGCUUCCCGGUUUCUUCGUCGGUCUCGUCAUCAUCGGCGCCAGCUACCAGAUCCCUACCACGACAAACACCACCGGUGCCGUGGCCUGCUACCUCAUCGGUCUUGCCUUGUACAUGGGAUUCUUUGGCUGUUACGCCUGUCUCACUUGGGUCGUCCCCUCCGAGGUCUAUCCUACCUACCUUCGAUCCUACGGCAUGACGACAUCCUCGGGCCUGCUUUUCCUGUCUUCUUUCAUUGUCACCUACAACUUCUCCGCCAUGCAGGAAGCCAUGACGCGGACGGGUCUGACUCUCGGCUUCUACGGCGGCAUUGCCAUCUUGGGGUGGUUCUACCAGUUGAUUUUCAUGCCUGAAACCAAAGACAAGACCCUUGAGGACAUUGAUCUUCUCUUCCAGAAGCCGACCCGGGAGAUCGUUGCGAUGAACGUAAAGAACGUGACCCAAAGUUGCGGCAACUUUUUCAUGGGCCGAUGGGGCAGCAGCGCUCAGCCCGCCCGUGAGAUGGAGGUUGACGAGAAGAAUGACAAGGAGGUUCUCGCUUAA
This is a messenger RNA of Colletotrichum higginsianum IMI 349063, 1749 nucleotides long. Its product is annotated as Hexose transporter. Gene Ontology annotation, biological process: transmembrane transport. Gene Ontology annotation, molecular function: myo-inositol:proton symporter activity. The transcript has 4 exons. Lineage: Eukaryota; Fungi; Ascomycota; Sordariomycetes; Glomerellales; Glomerellaceae. Gene Ontology annotation, cellular component: membrane. The record is from RefSeq and is a predicted model, not a curated record. Bases 1 to 1749 code for a protein of 582 amino acids.